GCUACCGCGUCCAAGUACUAUCUAUCCGGUGCUAUACACAUGUGUGCGUCGUGAGCUGAGAGCGCGAAAGCCAUCCGACUUCACUCACCACCACCACAUCCGGCCCCGAAUACCAAGUUGAAUCUCAAGCCCCAGUGCGCAAUGCGGCACGGCCCGCCGCGAUGUCCCACACCUUGAAUGUCGAUCCGCCCGAGCUGGAUCUCCGCGUGAAAGGGUCGCUUCCUACUGGCGGAGUCUCCACAGGCUGCACAAGCUCUACAACGCACCAUCACCCACCGUUGCAACCCACAAAUCCCCUCGAAAUGGUCCCGUCGUCGCCGUCGCAGAUCUACCUCAACCUCCUGAUCCUCGAAGCGUCGCUGCGCUCCCAGUACCUGACGCAUCUCGUCCGCCGACGGAAAUUCACCUUCUUCCUCUUCAUCCUCACCAUCUGGACAGCCUUCUUCUGCUACCGCUUCUUCGUCUUCGGCGGCUCACCCUACUACUACAUCAGCCACCUCGAAAAGCUCGGGCUCGGCGGCGGCGUCGUCACCGGCGUCCUCUACUAUGCCACAGGAUUGUACGAGAAAACCAUCGUCGAGCCCCGGCGCUUCGUCUUCAUGGCCAAUCGGGGUCUCCGCGGCUUCAACGUGAAGCUCGUCAAAGUCCCGCUGUCCUACCGCGAUUGGCUCAUCUGGUGGUGGGGCUGGUACACAUCCCGGCCACCUCCACGCACACACACCGUCAAGCGCCGGCCAUCGUCCAACACGCGGCGCCCGACCCCUCCCGCGCUCACCUCCAUCACAUCCAAGCGCCCCACCAUAGACGACGAGGAAGACGACGAAGUCGAAGACUUUCUCCCAGGCGGACUACACCUCAAGCUCGUGAUCCUGCCGAAAGGCUUCUCGCCGGACUUCCGCGAAGGGUGGGAGCUGUACCGGGUCGAGUACUGGGGCAAAGAGAACGAGACGCGGCAGCAGCGGCGGGUGGAGUUGAAGCAGCGACGAUACAAGCCGCACCCCGAGGACUCCCCCUCGCCUGCCGCCGCCGCCACUUCACGCCGCACCCGCACAGGCUCAAUGUCCUCCCUCCGCGGCAGAACCCCCACGCCUGAUCCGGACCAGAUCCAUACCACCACCGCCACGACCACCACAGCCCGCGCCCGCCGCGGCUCAACAGCCUCUCUAAAGCGUAGGUCUAUCACGGGCUUGCCACUCGUGCCGGCUAGGGCCGGAACGCCAGGCGGCGAUAUAUCGGACUCAUCCACCACCUCGGCGCAGGAAAGGACUCGCCGCAGCGAUAGUGCUAGAACCGAUAAGUCCUCGUCUUCCACUGGCGGCGGCGGUGGCUCAAGGAAGGGCGGUGCUAGGGGCCGCGGGAAGAAACGCGCUAAGGCGGAGGGGGAGUGAUGUGAUGCGGUGGGAUGGGAUUGGAUGGGGUGGGAUGUAAUAUAAUCUUUUCUUUUCUUUUCUUCGAGGUAUUCUAUCCUAUUCGACUUUGCUUAUUGUGACGAUGAUGAUGGUGGUUGCCAUCCACCGUAUACCCGCUGUGAUAUGGAGUUUUGUUGGCGGGCCGCGGGCGCGAGGGGUUCUGGGAUGUAAAAGGUAUGAAGGGAGAGGGAGAGAUCGUGUUGUUUUCUUCCUUCCUGCGAGGACUGGGUUGCGCAAUUAUAGACUAGGUAGGUACAAUGUUAUGGACAAUCUGAGAA
This is a messenger RNA of Tricharina praecox, 1687 nucleotides long. Its product is annotated as Spo7-like protein-domain-containing protein. Gene Ontology annotation, biological process: nuclear envelope organization. The record is from RefSeq and is a predicted model, not a curated record. Gene Ontology annotation, molecular function: phosphoprotein phosphatase activity; protein phosphatase regulator activity. The transcript has 2 exons. Lineage: Eukaryota; Fungi; Ascomycota; Pezizomycetes; Pezizales; Pyronemataceae. Bases 162 to 1388 code for a protein of 408 amino acids. Gene Ontology annotation, cellular component: Nem1-Spo7 phosphatase complex.